GAACUUUCAUUCUAAAAUUCCUCCAUGUCUCUGAUGAUGAACUUCCGGCGACUGCACUUCCUCUUCGCCAAAUUAGGGUUUCUAUUCACUCACAUAUGGUCGAUUAUCGAUCUCCUUCUCCACCGAUCCUUCUUCCACUCCUCCGUCGCCGCCGAUCCGCCGCGGAGCAUCGAUUCCUUCGCUGUGCGGCGGACGGCGGACGGCUCCGGCGACGGAGGCGAUUGCGCGGUCUGCCUGUGCGGCGUCGGCGACGGGGAAGAGAUCCGAGGGCUGAAAUGCGGCCACGUGUUCCACCGUGCGUGCUUGGACCGUUGGAUCGGAUGCGGCCACUGGACUUGCCCGCUCUGCCGGAACUAUUUCCGGUUCAAUCCGGCCGCCGGAGAUCGUCGAUUCCCGCCGGAAAAAGAGGUUUUGGUUUUCAAUUUCUGCCAAUUUGAGUUUGAGUCGGUCGACGGAGAUCGGUGGUGGUUGCGUUGAACUGCCAUGGACGGAAGGUUGUAGAAGCUAGGGUAUGGUCGGGGGUCCCGAGGUCCCGGGACUUGGGGGAUAUACAACGGAGGACUUUUUAAACCAACAAGUGUGUUGUAGUAUAGAAUAUAUAAUAUAGAGAGAGAGAGAGGUUUUAAUUUGUUUGUAAUUAACUGGAUUGGUUAGUUGUUGGCCCAUAUAAUUAAUUAAUUAGUUGUAUUUUGAAAUUAUUUGGAUCGAGUUAUUUGUAAAAUAUUAGUGCUUGUUUUGUUA
Andrographis paniculata is the source of this 741-nucleotide messenger RNA. Its product is annotated as E3 ubiquitin-protein ligase RHA2B-like. Bases 25 to 477 code for a protein of 150 amino acids. Gene Ontology annotation, molecular function: ubiquitin protein ligase activity. Gene Ontology annotation, biological process: protein ubiquitination. Lineage: Eukaryota; Viridiplantae; Streptophyta; Magnoliopsida; Lamiales; Acanthaceae. The record is from RefSeq and is a predicted model, not a curated record. The transcript has a single exon.